Messenger RNA from Thlaspi arvense, 1841 nucleotides. NCBI's taxonomy places the organism in Eukaryota, Viridiplantae, Streptophyta, Magnoliopsida, Brassicales, Brassicaceae. The record is from the annotation of a GenBank genome assembly.
AUGACACCAGACCUAAACGAUCGGAUCGGUCACCGGGCCGCGACGAUCCCUUUACUCUGUAGCUACAAGGAUGUUGCCGUGGAUGCUGCCACCGGUUCUGGAAAAACCCUAGCUUUCCUGCUCCCGCUCGUAGAGAUUCUCCGUAGAUCCACGUCAUACCCUCCGAAGCCUCACCAGGUAAUGGGAGUAAUUAUAUCGCCAACGAGAGAGCUAUCAACGCAGAUAUAUAACGUGGCACAGCCAUUUGUUUCGGCUUUGCCAAAUGUGAACUCUGUGUUGCUUGUUGGAGGCCGAGAGGUGAAAGCUGACAUGAAGACCAUCGAAGAGGAAGGAGGCAAUCUCUUGAUCGGCACGCCUGGAAGGCUCUCCGAUAUAAUGGAACGAAUGGAGAUUCUAGAUUUCAGAAAUCUUGAGAUUCUUAUCUUAGAUGAGGCAGAUAGGCUUUUGGAGAUGGGAUUCCAGAAGCAGGUGAAUAGCAUUAUAUCUCGCCUGCCAAAGCAACGGAGGACUGGCCUCUUCUCAGCUACACAAACAGAAGGCGUUGAAGAGCUGGCCAAGGCCGGGCUUAGGAACCCUGUGAGACUUGGAGUUCUGGCUGAGUCGAAGUCCGAAUUGACAAACUCGAAAACGCCUUCUGGUCUGCAUCUUGAGUAUUUGGAAUGCGAAGCAGACAAGAAAUCAUCACAACUAGUGGAUCUCCUAAUCGAGAACAAAAAUAAUAAGCUUAUAGUAUACUUCAUGACCUGUGCUUCUGUUGAUUACUGGGGACUCGUACUUUCAAAAAUCCCUGCCCUGAAGUCCAUAUCUUUAAUUCCUAUCCAUGGCGAUAUGAAGCAGAAUGUAAGAGACAAGGCAUUAGCUUGGUUUACUGAAGCAUCAAGCGGUGUCCUUUUGUGCACAGAUGUCGCUGCACGUGGACUUGAUAUUCCAGGCAUUGAUUACGUUGUUCAGUAUGAUCCCCCACAAGACCCAAAUAUGUUCAACCAUAGGGAAGAAGACUACGUAGAGUUUAUGCGCAGAAGAGGCGUCUCUUGCCAAGAGAGAAAAUGCUCUGAGGAAGCAUCCGAUGUCAUCCCGAUUAUACGUUCACUUGCCAUGAAGGACCGAGCAGUACUGGAGAAGGGAUUAAAGGCAUUUGUUUCCUUUGUCCGUGCUUAUAAGGAGCAUCACUGCUCUUACAUUUUCAACUGGAGAGGCCUUGAAACCGGAAAAUUAGCCAUGGGAUAUGGCCUCUUGUAUCUUCCUUCAAUGUCGGAAAUUCAACAAGGAAGACUUUCCAGUAAGGGUUUCACACCCAUUACAGGCGUUAACUUUGAUGACAUCAAAUUCAAGGACAAAGCACGGGAGAAACAAAGACAGCAAAACUUACAAGCAAGGAAAGAGAAACAACAAGAAGAGAAAGGAAAGAGAGGCAAGAAAAACUCGAAAAAGGCGGCUGCUACUUGUGCUACCGCUGAUUCUUACAAAGCGCCGAGAAAGAGAAAGAUAACAGGAAAGCAGAGACAAACCAUCCAAACAGCUGUAGAUGAAGAAGAGAUGGCUCGUGAGUCUCGGUUAUUGAAAAAACAGAGGAAAGGGUUGAUUACAGAAGAUGAAUUUGAUAGACUUACAGGAGCUGAUGACAUUUAAAGAUCAUAAGAAGCAAUAAACCUUUCAGGCUUGGAUUAGAGUAGCGACUAUGCUUUAGUGUUUUUAUAAUAGAGAAUACUCUCAUGUGUUUGUUAGUUAAAAGGCAAAAUGGCCAUUAUUGUGGCAUAGGUUUUGAUUCUGAUUUCAGACAACAGUUAGCAAAUAUUAUCGAUGUUGCCGGGAUCGAACCCGUGGUCAUCCGGUGACAGGCG